AUGGGUAUUAUCUUACUGAUGGAAUCUACCCUAGAUGGGCUCACUUUAACACAAACUCGUCAGGAUCGUUUAUUCGCAAAACACCAGGAAGCUGCAAGGAAAGACGUUGAACGCGCAUUUGGGGUCCUUCAAGCUCGUUUUGCCAUUAUUAAAAAGCUGUCUUUGGCGUGGGAUACCGACAUACUCCACAAUAUCAUGCUCGCCUGCAUCAUAAUACAUAAUAUGAUCGUUGAAGAUGAACGAGAGACGUAUCAAAAUAACGUUAAUACCAAUGAGUUUAUGAAUGCUGGAGGCAACGCUAAUGAGGACACUACCGAGUACCGUACUGAUCGUAUUGUGGAUAUCGGCUUAUACUUGUCUCGUAGAAUAGAGAUUGAGGAUCAACAGACUCAUUUGCAGCUAAAAAACGACUUGGUCGAACAUAUAUGGAAUAAAUUUGGUAACAACGAAAACUUAGGCAACUAG
Chenopodium quinoa (quinoa) is the source of this 465-nucleotide messenger RNA. RefSeq lists its product as uncharacterized. Bases 1 to 465 code for a protein of 154 amino acids. NCBI's taxonomy places the organism in Eukaryota, Viridiplantae, Streptophyta, Magnoliopsida, Caryophyllales, Amaranthaceae. The record is from RefSeq and is a predicted model, not a curated record. The transcript has a single exon.